This is a messenger RNA of Psilocybe cubensis, 1998 nucleotides long. RefSeq lists its product as uncharacterized. The record is from RefSeq and is a predicted model, not a curated record. The transcript is spliced from 2 exons. Bases 1 to 1998 code for a protein of 665 amino acids. Lineage: Eukaryota; Fungi; Basidiomycota; Agaricomycetes; Agaricales; Agrocybaceae.
AUGCUCUUCUCCCGUAUCACUCAUGUAUGUUCGCUAUGGAGGAGUGUUGCAUUAGCCAAUGGUUUCUUGUGGUCGCGCAUUACCCUUGUGCAUCCAGUACACCCUCGGAGCCUCUCUUACGUCGCCACUUGGCUCACAAGGUCAAAUCCUUAUCCAAUCGACCUAAUUUUUGACCUCCGUGACCCAGAGUGGGACUGGAACGAAGAUAACCAUGUCAUUCGUUGGCAAGAAAUGGAAACAAUUGUCCGACUUAUCCUACCCCAUGUCAAAAGGUGGAGGCUUGUCGAAUUAUUAACAGAUACCUGGGCGCCCAUUUUCACCUUCUUGUGGUAUACUCGGGCGGUAGAAUCUGCACCCAUGCUUGAAACACUCUCACUUACUCGUUGCAACGCAUACUAUGCAGCACGGGGCCAAACCUUCGAGCCGUCUUCCCUCGCCGAACCGAUGAAGCUUUUUGGGGGUAUCGCUUUCGAGAGUUUAAGAAGCGUCACCUUGGUAGGUGUCCACAUUGAUUGGAACCAACCAACCCCUCGAAAUCUGCGCAAGCUUGAGUUGAAAUUCCAGGCUAGCAGUGUCAUGCCAUCAUUGUCUCAAUUUAACGCCAUUGUCAACAAUUGCCCGCAUCUUUCCCAUCUUGUGAUCUAUGGGUGGGGUCCCACACUUCCUGAUUCAUCCCCUCCAAGUAUCGAAACCCGUGUUCGGAUACAAAAUCUCCAGACGUUAUCACUGGGAUUACUGGACGCGGACUACACAACGCAAUUUCUAUCUUUCCUGGACGUUCCUCUUCUCAAACAUCUUAUCCUGGAAGAUGUGACGAGAGCAGUCAGUCCCAGCGAAACACCAGACGCAACCUCCCUGUUUAGAUGGCUAAGUCGUAGCAUUUCUAGCCAUUCAGACAGAAAACAUUACAUCCCGACCUAUCUUCCUUUGCCCUCACUCAAGUCAUUGGAAUUACGCGGUAUAUCCAUUGGCAGAGAAGAAUUAGUUCCUGUCUUCCGACAAUUAUCAUCAUUGACACAUCUGGGGUUAUACAACGUAUCCGAUGAAACAAUCACCGCUUUGGGUGAUCCUUGCGAAAAUAACUCGCAGCAUUCUUUACCCAAUCUUCGAGAGCUUGUUUUCCAGGAUGUGAAUGCAGAAGUAGUGCUUGAUGUUGUCACCCAACGCGCUUCCUUGGGCGCUGCGCUAGAUCGUAUUUCGCUUCGGUUUUGUUCCAGUCAUCCCAUUUCAACAAACUCAAUAACAUAUCUACGACUCCUAAACGCUGGAUUCGAUAUCUCAGGAAGUACUGGCAGCGAAUCGACCGAUUCGGAUGACGGACUUUAUCAAGAGGGGCUCAAGGACCUCCAGUGGGUGCUUCCAAAUAGCGUUGAAGGUCGGCAAUGUCCUGCUGAAGCUCCCGACGUCGAUCAAAAGGCGCACUUUCGAUUCGCUCUUUGUUUAUUCGAGUUGAAACGUUUUGGAGAAGCCAUCAAAAAGAUGGACGAGUAUCGCGAGGUAAUUGGAGGCAAGCCCACUGCCGCUGAGAGGGAGCUACGCUCCAAAAUCCUGCAUGCCAUCAUGGAUCGUGACCAAGGUCGAUGCUUCCCAGCAACGGAACGUUCAGAUGCCGUUCCUGGGCGGCUACUGCGGUAUGAGGUCAAAGUUUUUAACAAUGCACACGGAAUCCUCUUUUUCGAUGAUAUACCAGAAGCUCUGUGCUCGAAAAAUCCUCCUGAGAUCCCUUCGAGACUCUAUGCCGUCAAAUUGGUAUCCAAAUACCAUAACGCGAUACUGAAACAGAGGGAUUGGCUUUGUUGGAACUGUCAAGCUCCGGCUAUCAGCUUCAUUCACUCGCCAGCACUCUACUUCCAGCUGAAGGAGCCCAAGGUCGUUGAUUAUGCCCAACCCAUAUGCGAGGAUGGUGGUAAUUGCGAUAUUUCUGCGAGGAACAUGAUGGCAGAGACAAUGCGUCUUACAGCCACACUCAAUCAGGCGACUGACUCUCUACAAAAAUAA